This is a messenger RNA of Leopardus geoffroyi (Geoffroy's cat), 699 nucleotides long. It is a transcript of the gene LY6K, whose product is annotated as lymphocyte antigen 6 family member K. Bases 162 to 602 code for a protein of 146 amino acids. NCBI's taxonomy places the organism in Eukaryota, Metazoa, Chordata, Mammalia, Carnivora, Felidae. Gene Ontology annotation, cellular component: acrosomal vesicle. The transcript is spliced from 4 exons. The record is from RefSeq and is a predicted model, not a curated record. Gene Ontology annotation, biological process: binding of sperm to zona pellucida.
CAUGCGCACGCGCACACUGGGUUCCACAAGGUUCCACGAGCCUCGAAGGCCCCACUCUCAGAGAGUCCGGCGGCGCCAGAGGUUCCGGAAGGUUCGGGGCUCACCUCACAGGCGGGCAGCGUGGAAGUUAAUUGGCAGAAGGGCCAGGCACCACGGAAACGAUGAUUCUCUUUGCUUUGCUCCUGGUCACGGGCCUGCCGCGGGUGGAGACAAACGUCACCGUGUCUGGAAAACAAGCUGCAACCCUGAAGUGUCACGUCUGCGAGAUAGAGAAUAGUUUCGGUUGCACAAAUCCAUCAAAAUGUCCUAGGGAUUUUCACUUUUGUACUUCCGUUGCCGUGAGAAUCUAUCCGCGUUUCUUCUAUGUUUCGAAGCAGUGCUCCAGGUAUUGUCCAGUAAGUGCUCCGUUUGCUCCGGGACUCAAGUCCUUUGUCCUCGUCGAGCCUAUGCCCUUCCUGUACGCGCACUGCUGUUCGGAGUUCUUGUGCAAUACGCAGGAGCCGAACGUCCGCGAGCCGGAAUUCAGAGAAGGCGGACGAGCAAGCCGCUUGAGGAGCAGCGGGGCCUGGCUGGCCGCCUUCCUGACUCUGUCCUCUGUGUGAGGGGCCUCGGGCGGUGCCUUGGGAGCGUGGCACCGAUGACCCGGACUCGCCGCAGGUGCUGGGAACCUCAGCAUUAAACCCGUUUUCCGCUGGUUAA